Penicillium canescens is the source of this 327-nucleotide messenger RNA. RefSeq lists its product as uncharacterized. NCBI's taxonomy places the organism in Eukaryota, Fungi, Ascomycota, Eurotiomycetes, Eurotiales, Aspergillaceae. The record is from RefSeq and is a predicted model, not a curated record. The transcript has a single exon. Bases 1 to 327 code for a protein of 108 amino acids.
AUGGAUUACAGAGUGGAGAAGCAUUUCGGCGACUCGUUGACACUAAUCAUCUUCGAUUCCAGCACCCUCACUGGAGACCGGCGCCGCAAGCUCUUAACCGCUAGCAAGCUGGCCUCGAUAAGCUCGACCUCACCGUGCCGUCCACCGGUACCACGGUUAUCCUGCCGUCCUACCACCCGCGAGAUCGAUCUUGAUGGUAAUGUUGUAUGUCAGACAUGUGGCCAGGCCCGUGCCUCCCGCCCAGCCGCUGAUCCCAAGACGUUGGACCCGGACCCCGGCAACAGACCUAGAAACCAAAACAAGACGCGUGUGUGUGACAGAGAAUGA